GGCGUAUUAUAUUCCACGUCGUCGCGAUCUUCAGACUUCCGAGUUGUUUGGGAGUAGAACAUACGUUUAAACCUUGUUUUUAUACACUUUUUUGGAAUUCUAAUGGCUAACCAAGGGGAUAUUGAUGAGUUGUAUGAAAUUAAAAAUGCAUUUUAUCUUGGGAAUUAUCAGCAUUGUAUAAACGAAGCACAAAAUCUUAAGCCCUCAAAUUCUGAUGUUAGAGUAGCAAGGGAUGUCUUUAUGUACAGAGCAUAUGCUGCUGGUCGCAAGUUUGGUGUUGUUUUGGAUGAGAUCAGCUCUUCCUCGCCUCCUGAGCUUCUUGCGGUGCGAACUCUUGCAGAUUACCUAGCCAAUAAAAGCAAACGGGAGAAGAUUGUUCGUGAUCUUGAUGGUCAAAUGAGCAGUAAUGUUGACGUUAGCAACAGUACAUUUCUUCUAAUGGCAGCAUCCAUUUACUAUCAUGAAAAGAAUUAUGAUACUGCCCUUAGAUGCUUACACUCAUCUGAUGACCUCGAAUGUAUUGCUUUGAUGGUUCAAACCUACCUGAAGCUUGAUAGGGUUGACUUAGCCAGAAAAGAAGUAAAACGCAUGCAAGAGAUUGAUGAUGAUGCAACUCUAACACAGCUUGCCCAGGCAUGGUUCAACCUGGCUGUGGGAGGAGACAAAUUGCAGGAUGCCUAUUAUAUCUUCCUCGACCUAGCAGACAAGAACACUGCAACCCCACUUCUUCUGAAUGCACAAGCAGCUGCUUUUCUUCAGCAGGGAAAAUAUGAUGAGGCAGAGGGCGCCCUUCAAGAUGCUCUUGAAAAGGACAGCAACAACCCAGAGACCCUUAUUAACAUGAUAGUCUUGGCACAGCAUAUGGGCAAGGCGCCUGAGGUAAGCAAUCGUUAUAUUACACAACUGAAGGACUCCAACAGCAAUCACCCUUUUGUACAGGACAUCAUUAGUAAGGAGAAUGAGCUGGAUGCACUAGCCACACAGUUUGUAUCUUCAUAAGCAUCUCGUCAUGGACACAGGAGAUAUUCACACUUUGACCUCCUUAACCUUUAGCACAUUUUCUCGUGUGAUAUGUUGAUGUUCUCAUCUGCCAGUCCUCUACAAGACACUGAUUAAGGUGGUUUCCAAUCAUCCUACCCUUGAAACAUCAUUAAUGAUUGGUUGUGUCAUCUCUCUAUGAAAUUUAAAAAAAAAAAAAAAAUGUGUUGUGUAGACACCAGAGGAAAGAGUCUGUAAAUGGGAAGAUCAAUUAUAUAAUAAGGUAAAUGAAUACAUUAAAAAUGGUUAUUGCAUCCUAUGUUAUAGACACAUGAACCAGUAAUUAACAAUUUGUCCCAUUCUGGUAAUGCUAGGUGUUACCCUUGUUAUCCCCUUUCUGUAUUAUUAUCCCUUCCUACGGAAUAUUUGAACUCCACUUCCCCCUCCCUUCCACUAAAUUUUUGUUGAUGGUCUUUCCAUAUUCUUAAUGCCAAUCUUGCAUUAUGUGGUUAUAUUUAUAUCUCUGGUUUUGGUUUCCAAUUAUAUUUUACAUACAUGUGUAGGCAUUAGAUUGAAAGCAAGUUACUUUUGACCUACAGAAUCAUGUACAAAUGUUUAUUACAUCAUUUUUUCAUCCAUAUAAUGAUGUCAAUUAUGAUGUAAAAUAUAUCUAAGUGCAAAAAUGCUGUCUUCUGGUAGUAAAAUGUGUAACUGGGGAAUAGGUUAAUUAUGUAGUUUUGUUAAUGGUUUAUUAAGCCAUGAGUAUCAUGCUAUAUACAGUAACAUCACUGUAAAGUUAUUGUAGGAGUCCAAGCGAUGUCAGUGUCUAAACCUAGAUAUAAUGUAGUUGUAUGUCUUCUUUUUUAUAUAUACAUCUAUGAUAAUAUUACACCAUAUGAGAUUUAAAAGACAUUUGAAAGCAAUUUACUUUUGACCUACAGAAUCAUGUACAAAUGUUUAUUACAUCAUUUUUUCAUCCAUAUAAUGAUGUCAAUUAUGAUGUAAAAUAUAUAUCUAAGUGCAGAAAUGCUGUCUUCUGGUAGUAAAAUGUGUAACUGGGGAAUAGGUUAAUUAUGUAGAUUUGUUAAUGGUUUAUUAAGCCAUGAGUAUCAUGCUAACAGUAACAUCAUUGUAUAAGAUAUUGUGCGAGUUCAAGUGAUGUCAGUGUCUAAACCUAGAUAUAAUGUACAGUAGUUGUAUAUCUUCUUUUUUAUAUACAUCUAUGAUAAUACUACACCAUAUGGGACAUGAAAUAAAUGUCCUUUUAUUAUUUAAUAUUAAUGUUUUUUUAUUAUUAUUAUUUAAAUAUUAUGAUUAUUAUUUUUGAUGUUAUUAUUGUAAGGUGAUUGUUACAAUAUUAUUUUUACUUCUAUUUUUUGUUUAUUACUAUUAUUAUAGUUAUUGUUGUUUUAAAUAAUUAAAAGUUUGCCAGUGGUUUAGCAGCAUGCCAAUCUUAAAGCAUUUUCAUGCAUUUUACAGGUCAUUUAUAACCUUUUUGUCUUUACGCUUGGCUUUUGCUGCACCUUAACCACGGGAGCCCACAGGUUCACUUCAAUUCAACUAUUGUAGGCCUAUUGUACAUGUUUUCAAAUGCUAAUGACCAAUUUAAUAUUUAUAUUUUUCUUUCAGUAAAAAUUAGUAUAUUUUGCAUCACACCAUUAUUUAAACUUAAGGCUUCAUAUAUCAUUUAAUAAUUGUUUAUCUUGUUCUCGAAAAUCUGUAAACAAUUUUGAAAUCUUACAAGCUCUUGACUAAAGCAGAUUCAGGCUUGAAGGGUGAAUGAACAUCGGGCAGGUUUUAGUGUUAUUGACCUAAUUACAAUAUAUAGAAUAACUGUGAUAUAAGUUAAUGAAGAUAAACUUAAAGAGAUAUAAAAUUGAUUUACAGUAUUUGUAUUUUUGUAUCAAUUUACAUGUUCUUAGAUUUGGGAUCAAAAUUAUUAUAAAUAAUAUACUGCAUGGAAUGGAAUGAAGGUGUUAGACUGAAGUAGUUGGAGAAAAAUGUGUUUUCUCCAUUGGGAUUAGAAUCGUUCGGUUGCUCUACCUACACUCAGCUAUGAUGAGAUCAAAUUAGUUCACUGCCUCGGAUGUUCCCAUAGGUAAUGUUAUUCUCAAAUGUGUUGCGGCAAUACACAAAAAAAGAAAAAUCAUCAAUUGUGAAAUUAUUAUCAAUUAUGUAGGCCUACGCAACAGAUUUCAACUUUUUAUUGAAAUGUUGAAUAUGAAUUUGUAUGCCAUAAUACAUAGUGAUCAUCAUUUCUUCCUUCUAAGCAUUAACUUUUGAAUAUUCUUUUUUGGAUACCUAUAUCUAUACAUAACGCAAAUGCUUAGGUUACCCAUGUUGUGGGGGUAACAACUCCCUAGGUGUAUUCUGUAAUGGUUGUACCUGUAGUACACAUAAUAUGAUGUUCAUCAGACAUAGUUACUAUUAAACAAUACAAAGAUUUUUUGUA
This is a messenger RNA of Anneissia japonica, 3430 nucleotides long. RefSeq names its product coatomer subunit epsilon-like. The record is from RefSeq and is a predicted model, not a curated record. Gene Ontology annotation, cellular component: COPI vesicle coat. Gene Ontology annotation, molecular function: protein binding; structural molecule activity. NCBI's taxonomy places the organism in Eukaryota, Metazoa, Echinodermata, Crinoidea, Comatulida, Comatulidae. The coding region runs from base 103 to 999 and encodes 298 amino acids. The transcript has 11 exons. Gene Ontology annotation, biological process: retrograde vesicle-mediated transport, Golgi to endoplasmic reticulum; endoplasmic reticulum to Golgi vesicle-mediated transport; intra-Golgi vesicle-mediated transport.